AUGUCCCACAUAUUACGAACUCAACAAAAAUACCAAACAAUGUCAAUUGAAAGUUGCGACCGAAUCAACGCCGAAUGUAAUCCCAAUAUUGUGCCCAAUGAGGACAUUAAGAAGAAUAAGCUAAACGAAUUUUGUCGGUGCAAACAUGGCAAAUACUUGGCUGUAUCGUGUAAAACCAUUAGUAAAGAUGACCCCGAUUGUUUUAUACCCGUAACUGGAAAAGAUCCCACUCCAGCACCACCAGCUGCCUUGGCAGUGGACCCACUAUCUGAAAAGUUUUUGGUUAAAGCCGAUUCCCUAAAGACUACAGUAUGGAAAGUUCAAGAGAGUUGUGAUCCUAAAAACAACCUUUGUCCACAAUACUCUAACUGCAAAAAAGUAGCUGAUACAUCGCUAUACGAAUGUAAUUGCGCAACCAAUUUCAAUGAGGUGGGCAAAGUACCAUUGGAAAUCUAUGGCUCAACUGAUGACCCUAAGUAUUUCAUCUCAUCCUGUCAAGUUGAUGAUUUGUGCCAAAAAUACAAAUGCACAUUUGACGGAAAAGGUAGGUGCCUUCAGAACACCACGUUCUCGGAAAAAGAUGGAUGGCUAUCGACAGCCGGUUGUGAAUGUGGCCACGGAAGGUCAUUUGAUAGUAAAGCCAAUCUAUGUGCCGAUAACUGUGCUAGCUACGAUUGUCACAAUAAUGGUAAGAGUAAAAUGUUGGAGAGCGGACAGUGUGGUUGCGAUUGCGAAGAGAAAUACUACGGCGAGAACUGUAAGGACGAGUACAGCGCGGCAAUGGGCGGUUGGAUCGCCGGUAUUGUCAUUCUAGCCGUGGCCGUAGUCAUCGCCAGCAUAGCCGCCGGGGUGUUCUGGCGCCGCUCCCGUUCCCCUAAUGUGCACAGUGGUCAUGAGCUUGGUGACUUCAACAACACGUCGGCCUACCGGGUCCCGAGUCAGGGUCAGGGUAGGGGUCAGCGUAACGAGGGAUUCAACAGCGGUGUAUAA
Oppiella nova is the source of this 990-nucleotide messenger RNA. The record is from the annotation of a GenBank genome assembly. NCBI's taxonomy places the organism in Eukaryota, Metazoa, Arthropoda, Arachnida, Sarcoptiformes, Oppiidae.